ACACGUGGUCCGGUGUGGUUCGAGCGGGUCCCCUCGGCCGGGCCUGGGGCGUUACGAGCUCUUUCCCUUUACGUAGGCCGGACCUAGAGCUCCGGUCCCCGUCGCGUCGGCAAGAUGGUGAAGCCCAACUACAAAGGACGGAGCACCAUCAACCCGUCUAAGGCCAGCACAAACCCCGAUCGAGUACAGGGAGCAGGAGGCCAAAACAUGAGGGACCGGGCCACGAUCCGGCGCCUGAAUAUGUACAGACAGAAGGAGCGCAGGAACAGUCGUGGUAAAGUGAUUAAGCCUCUGCAGUAUCAGUCAACAGUGGCUUCUGGCACAGUGGCGAGAGUGGAGCCAAACAUUAAAUGGUUUGGAAACACACGCGUGAUUAAGCAGUCAUCAUUACAAAAAUUUCAAGAGGAAAUGGAUGCAGUUUUGAAGGAUCCAUACAAAGUUGUCAUGAAGCAGAGCAAGUUACCCAUGUCUCUUCUGCAUGAUCGGAUCCGGCCUCAUAACUCAAAAGUUCACAUUCUUGAUACGGAAAGCUUUGAAGCUACAUUUGGCCCCAAGUCACAGAGGAAGCGACCAAAUUUAUUUGCGAGCGAUAUGCAGUCUCUGCUAGAAAAUGCGGAAAUGUCCACUGAGAGCUAUGACCAAGGCAAGGACCGUGACUUGGUGACCGAAGACACCGGUGUGAGAAAUGAAGCCCAGGAAGAGAUCUAUAAAAAGGGACAAUCCAGAAGAAUAUGGGGUGAGCUCUACAAGGUGAUAGACUCAUCAGACGUCGUGGUACAGGUUCUUGAUGCUAGAGAUCCAAUGGGGACCCGUUCCCCUCACAUCGAGACUUACUUGAAAAAGGAAAAACCCUGGAAACACCUCAUUUUUGUCCUUAACAAAUGUGACCUUGUUCCAACCUGGGCAACAAAACGCUGGGUUGCCGUCCUCUCCCAGGAGUAUCCAACCCUGGCUUUCCACGCGAGUCUCACUAACCCCUUUGGCAAAGGAGCAUUUAUUCAGCUUCUCCGGCAGUUUGGAAAGUUGCACACUGACAAGAAGCAGAUCAGCGUCGGCUUCAUUGGCUACCCAAACGUCGGCAAGAGCUCUGUGAUAAACACGUUGCGCUCCAAGAAAGUUUGCAAUGUGGCCCCCAUUGCAGGUGAAACGAAGGUCUGGCAGUAUAUUACCUUGAUGCGUCGGAUAUUCCUCAUCGACUGCCCCGGCGUGGUUUACCCUUCUGAGGACUCGGAGACGGACAUUGUGCUAAAGGGCGUUGUUCAAGUUGAAAAAAUUAAGAGUCCUGAAGACCACAUUGGUGCUGUCCUUGAAAGAGCGAAGCCAGAAUACAUCAGCAAGACAUACAAGAUUGAUGCUUGGGAGAAUGCUGAGGACUUUCUGGAGAAACUGGCCUUCCGGACGGGGAAGUUACUAAAGGGUGGAGAGCCCGACUUGCAGACUGUGGGUAAGAUGGUUCUCAACGACUGGCAGAGGGGCCGGAUUCCUUUCUUUGUCAAGCCGCCCAAUGCAGAGCCGCCUGUAGCCCCCCAGCUUCCAUCCUCCUCAUCUGUGCAAGUUGCCACAGAAACAACCCAGAACAACCCAGAAGAGGAAAUCACAGACACUGGAGGUGAAGAGUCACAGUCUGUCACCGAGAAGGAAAAGGAAGAGAAGGGUCCCUGUGACGCCAACUCAGAAAUGCAGCAGAUCCUAGCACGGGUCCGGCAGAACUUUGGCAAAAUCAAUGUUGUGCCUCAGUUUUCUGGGGAUGACCUGGUUCCUUUGGAGAUGUCAGACAUCGAGGAGGAGCUCGAGAGCGUUUCCACAGCGGAGGAGGAGGAGCAGAAGGAGGAGGAGCUCCAAGGAGACGAGGAGGAGGAGUCUUACUCAGAGUCCCAGGAGGAGCAUGCUGGAAACGACACCAAGGCGGUCAUUAAAGCCCUGGAUGAAAAGAUCGCUAAAUAUCAGAAGUUUUUAAACAAGGCAAAGGCUAAGAAGUUUUCAGCAGUUCGAAUAUCUAAGGGACUCACUGAAAAGGUGUUUGCAAAAGCUGAAGAACAAAGGAGAACAGCUGAAGAAGAUGUAGAAGAUAGAGCACCUACCAAAAAGGGAAAGAAGAGGAAGGCACAGACGGAAGAGGAACGUUCAAAUAAAACUCGCAGGACGCUUACAUCGAAGGAACGGAGGCGAGCAGCCCGGCAGCAACAGUCUAGAAAAGUUGGUGUACGCUACUAUGAGACACACAACGUGAAGAACAGGAACAGGAACAAAAAGAAGACCAAUGACUCAGAGGGGCAGAAACACAAACACAAAAAAUCCAAACAGAAGCAGUAAUGUUUAAAAAGUUUAUUAAAUUAUACAAAAAUA
Molecule: messenger RNA, 2346 nt
Organism: Equus quagga
Lineage: Eukaryota; Metazoa; Chordata; Mammalia; Perissodactyla; Equidae
Gene: GNL2
Product: G protein nucleolar 2
Exons: 16
Coding region: 115-2313 (732 amino acids)
Cellular component (GO): nucleolus
Molecular function (GO): GTP binding
Source: RefSeq, a predicted model, not a curated record